CGAACAUGAUAAAGAGGCUAAAUGGUUUUUUUGUUGUUUAAUUCUUUCUCCAGAUUUCAAUUAGAUAUGGCCUGUGUUGUUAUUGAUGUUUGCUAGCCAAGUAUAUGUAGUUAAAAAAUAACUCAACUCUUUUCUUGAAAAACAUAUGGUACAAAUUCGGAAGGCCCGUUCUGAACAGCAGGUUACAGGCAAAACCUUAGAAACCCUAAUUUUUCUUUUGUACAUAACCCAAGAAAGAACCCUAGAAACUGGGACCUGAAAGCCUAAAACGCUUCCUUGCGAACCCUCGCGUCCUCCGUCAACCGCCGAUGUCUUCCUCCUCUCAGCAGCAGACUCCCAAAUCCAGGGUCAGCAGAGACACGGCCAGGAGGGCCGUCGACGCCCUCCUCAAGUGGAUCAGCGCCCGGGCGAAGAAGCAGAACCGAAAGGCCCAGCUCCUGGACUCCGACGACGACUUCCUCUACCUGGUCCUCACCCUCAAGAAAGUCCCCCACAAGGGCCGCACCACCGCCUAUCGCGUCCCCCUCCCCACCCAUCUUUCUUCGGCCUCCGUCUGCCUCCUCGUCGACGACCGCCCCAAGUCCCCCUCCCCCCGCCGCGCCCGCGACCUCGUCCGCUCCCUCUCCCUGCCCGUUGCCGACGUCCUCUCCCUCUCCGAUCUCCGAUCCGAGUACCGUCCCUUCGAGGCCCGCCGCGCCCUCGCCGACUCCCACGACCUCUUCCUCGCCGACCGCCGCAUCAUUCCCCUCCUCCCCUCUCUCCUCGGCAAGCACUUCUUCAAGAAGAAGAAGAAUCCCGUCCCCCUCGACCUCUCCCGCCGGUCGUGGCCGGAGCAGCUCCGGAAGGUGUGCCUUUCCACGCUGCUCUACUUCCGGUCGGGCACCUGCAGCGUGGUCAGGGUGGGAAGGGCGUCGCAGGACCGGGAUGAGAUCGUGGACAAUGUGAUGGCCGGCAUAGAAGGUGUUAUUGGGUAUGUGCCAAAGAAGUGGGCCAAUGUCCGGUCUCUCCACGUCAAGGCGACAGAGUCUCUGGCCCUGCCCAUCUACCAGGCCAUGCCGGAGACGGGUCUCAACAUCCAGGGACUUCAGAAGAAGGAAAAAGAGGAGGAGGGCGCUGACAUAAAGGAUGGGGAUGAAGAUAAUAGAAUUGAUGUAGUUGGCGACGAGGAAGGGAAUGAAAGUGAUGAAUCGGACAUGGAAAAGAGGAUAAAAUUGGUAACGAAGACGAAGGAUGAUGGAUCGAAGAAGAGGAAGAAUAAGAUGGAGAAGACUGGGGGGCUGGACAUGAAGAGGAUUAAGAAGAGUAAAGUUAGGAAGGAAACUGAGUGAUGGAUUCUUGAAGGAGUUGGUAACUGAUUGUCUCACUAUGCAGCUUUGGAGCUAAUUGUUGAUGCUGGACUUGUUACAAAUCAAGGGGUGUCAAGUCCUCUUUUACAGGUUUCACUUUUUCUACUAUUUAUUGUUCCAGUUUGAUAGACCUGCGUUUAGAGACAGAGCCCUUUUUCUUUUCAUUGAUUUUCCAUUCCUUCAUUUUUCUCCUUUAUUCAUAUCUUUUGGUCAAAAUCAAAUUGCUAUACUAAUUGUUGAGAUCAAUUGGAGCUUCUAGUGCUUGCAGACUGAGUGUUAAGCAUACUGAUGAUGUAAGUGUUUCGCUUGCUAAGAAUUUAUAUCAAUCACAAUGUGGGAGCUGCAACUGCCCACCGACGACCUGUUUGU
Molecule: messenger RNA, 1715 nt
Organism: Elaeis guineensis (African oil palm)
Lineage: Eukaryota; Viridiplantae; Streptophyta; Magnoliopsida; Arecales; Arecaceae
Molecular function (GO): RNA binding
Source: RefSeq, a predicted model, not a curated record